UUGUGGAUCGUUCUUAUAGUCAUAUUUGCGUUUAACGCUUUUAAGUUAAUAUAUUCUCAAAUAGUAUAUAUAUUUUCCAUAUAUGUUUACUAUUGUCCGCGCUAAAAUGCAUGUCGCAUAUCUGCGUUAAUGAUAGAAAGCUACGAAAUAACAUGUGAACAGACAGUGAUAUUUAUUAGAGCCAGUGCGUGCUCAUUAUAAUAACAGAAAAGCUGAACGACACCCUAGUGUUUUAUCACUCAGGUUACCUAGAUCAAACCUAACGAUGUCUAAAGUUAAGCCGAAUAAACAUGCUGCUAGUGUUCAGACUAAUGGUCAAGCAAAGCAUACUAAGAAGAAAAAGAAACCUGAUAAGAAAAAGACGUUCUUCUACCACACGAAACCGGUUGUAAAUAAGGAAAAAACAAAACCAAAAACUGUGAAGCCAAACAUUAUGCCCCCAACAGAAGUUCAAGAAUAUUCCUGCAACUGGAAGAACUUAUUGCAGACUCUCGCUCCAAAUCCUGAAAAGAAGGAUGAAGGCACAAAACAGACGAAAGAUGCAAGUGUUAAAGGAAAUCAGCUUCAGAAGACGCAGUCAGUUUCCAAAGACUCUCGUAAACCGGAUAAACUCUUCAAAAAACCCUCACAGACUGUCAAACCGGCCUCUGAGAGUUCUGGAAGAGCAGAGAAAGAUGGAGAUCAACAGAAUGGAAAAGACCCUGCUGGACACAAACAAUUUAAAGCAGAGAAGAGGAAAACAAAGGAUGAAAAAGAGAAACAAUCGAGCAAAAAGAAGAAAGUCGAGGAGGUGGAAAAGAAACCUACCGCAGAGUCUGAUAUCUGGUUUGAUGACGUGGACCCUGAUGACAUCGAGUCCGCCGUGGGGGCGGAGGCCGCAGACAUCGUGCGAAAGCGGAACGGGAUUCUGAAGUGCAGUGCAAAAACCACAGAGGAAUCGCUGGUGAAAGAGCAUGCGUUUGAGGGGUUGACCCGCGCUGUUGCUAUGGACUGUGAGAUGGUGGGGGUCGGAUGUGACGGGGAGGACAGCAUUCUAGCACGCGUCUCGAUCGUCAACCACUUUGGGAAGUGCAUCUACGAUAAAUACGUCAAACCCACGGAAAAGGUUACGGACUACCGGACGGCCGUUAGCGGUAUCAGGCGGGCGGACAUUGAAAACGGUGAGGACAUCAAGACAGUCCAGGAGGAAGUGGCUCAGAUUCUGGAAGGAAGAAUUUUAGUGGGACACGCCAUUCACAAUGACUUAAAGAUUUUGUUGUUGGGUCAUCCCAAGAAAAUGAUCAGAGACACACAGAAAUACAAACCAUUUAGGCAGAAAGUAAAGUCCGGAUGUCCUGCAUUGCGGGUUUUAUGCAAAGAGAUUCUCAAUGUUCAAGUCCAGCAGGGCGAACACUCAUCCGUUCAGGACGCUCAGGCCACCAUGAGGUUGUACACUAUGGUGAAGAAGCAGUGGGAGGCGGAGCUUAAAGCCGUGCGGGCGGGAAAAUAUAAGAAGAGUCCACGAAAACCCAAAGCUCCUAAAGACCACAGCAAAUUAACUCAGAUCCGCCAAUAAAAACUCUUCUCUGUCGUCGCAAAUCUCAACAGACUGAAGCGGUACAUCGAUCGGUGACAUGGAUUGUUCUGGAGUUACACAAUCUCGUCAGUUAUGUAAUGAUGAACUAUUUAAUUAACUGUCUCUCUACUGUUCAACUGUUUCUUGAUUUCAAGUUUGAACUCCUUAUUUGAGGAAUCAGACAGUCAAACCGUUCAGAUUUUCAGGUUAUAAGUGUGACUGUACUAUCAAGCCCUUUUUAUGCCAAGUUAUGUAGUUUUUCAUCCUGUAUAAAAUUUCAGUUUUCAGUUUGAGCUCCUAUUAAAGUCCUGCAACUGGA
This is a messenger RNA of Rhinichthys klamathensis goyatoka, 1874 nucleotides long. RefSeq names its product REX4 homolog, 3'-5' exonuclease (gene rexo4). The transcript has 8 exons. The record is from RefSeq and is a predicted model, not a curated record. Gene Ontology annotation, biological process: DNA catabolic process; rRNA processing. Gene Ontology annotation, molecular function: nucleic acid binding; 3'-5' exonuclease activity. Bases 266 to 1555 code for a protein of 429 amino acids. NCBI's taxonomy places the organism in Eukaryota, Metazoa, Chordata, Actinopteri, Cypriniformes, Leuciscidae. Gene Ontology annotation, cellular component: nucleus.